This is a messenger RNA of Vigna unguiculata (cowpea), 562 nucleotides long. Its product is annotated as calcium-binding protein KRP1-like. Lineage: Eukaryota; Viridiplantae; Streptophyta; Magnoliopsida; Fabales; Fabaceae. Gene Ontology annotation, molecular function: calcium ion binding. The record is from RefSeq and is a predicted model, not a curated record.
GUUCCCUUCACCACCCUCACUAUCUUAUCAAUUCAUUCAUUUCUCUCCUUCAUCUUUGCACUUUCUUCUAUCUUUUUACUCACCCAACUCCAAUUCACCGCUAUGGCAGCACAAAACUCCCAAACCCAGUUCCAAGAUUUUUUGCCUGUGAUGGCCAACAAGCUUGGUGGGGAUGGCCUAAUUGAUGAACUGUGCAAUGGGUUCAAUCUUUUGAAGGAUUCAGAAAAAGGGGUCAUCACCUUUGACAGCCUCAAGAGAAAUUCUGCCCUUCUUGGCCUUCAGGGCCUCAGUGAUGAGGAUCUUCGUUCAAUGCUUGUGGAAGGUGACUUUGACGGUGAUGGGGCGCUCAAUCAGUUGGAGUUCUGUGUUUUGAUGUUCAGACUCAGUCCUGAACUCAUGGAAGGUUCAAAGUUGUGGUUGGAGCAGGUCCUUCAACAAGAACUCAAAGAUUACUUCUAAUUUUUUCCCCCUUUUUAAUUCAUUUGUCAUUUUGGGCAAUUUCCCAUAUACUUUUGUAAGGAAAUGAAAAGAAAAUGAAAUGGCAGAAGUGCUUCAUUUGAUA